GCAGAGGGAAGAUGGCGGCGCCCUGUAAUUCGGAGCUUCCGUCCGAGGCUUCUUCUUGUCUGAAAAUCCCGAAGAACGAGAUCUUAUCGCCGCCCUCCCCCGGCCUGAGCGAUGGGAACCGCUCCCUGUCCAGCUCCUCCCCCCUGCCCCCCGCCGGGCCCCCAGGGGCCCCCGGACUCAGCUCCCCGGGGGUGUCAUUCAGCACGGCCUGCCGGGGGAUGUCCUGGACCCCGGCCGAGACCAACGCGCUCAUCGCCGUCUGGGGCAACGAGAGGCUGGUGGAGGCCCGGUACCAGCAGCUGGACGGAGCCGGCACCAUCUUCGGAACCAAGGCCCCCGGGCCGGCCAUGUACGACCGGGUCUCCCGGGCCCUGAGUGAGCUGGGCUACGAGAGGACCCCCAGCCAGUGCCGGGAGAGGAUGAAGACUCUGCGCAGAUGUUACAGCCGAGUGAAGGAGCGAGGAGUCGGAAAGAGGAAAAGCAGCUACACGUUCGAGCAGCUGGAGAGAGUGUUUGGGUCCGGAGGCUGGGAGACCCAACCCUUCCAACCUGUGCUAAUCAAUAGCAGCGGCCUCUACCAAGAAAUGGAGUCUGACGGCAGCACGAUGGAGGAUUAUUCGCAGGAUGACUGGGGAAACCACAGCCAGGAAAUGCAAGGCUUCCCGGGGGAUGAUUUGGCACCUUGGGUGGUCCAGAAGUCCGCUCUGCCUUGCCCUCCUGCUGAAGAGGAAGUCAGUAUUCCCAAGAGGCCAGUAAAGAAUCGAGAGCCGUCCGAGGAAACGCAGAAGCUGGAGAUUCUGCAGACUAUAAUGCAUAUUUUGGACUCAGUCCAGCUAAAAUGGGAGCUGUUUCAGAGCUGGACAGACUUUUCAAGACUUCACCUCUCUAACAAACUGGCUAUAUUUGCUAUUGGUUACAACACUCGAUGGAAAGAUGACAUUCGCUACCAUUACGCUGAAAUAAGCUCACAAGUACCGCUUGGGAAACGUCUUCGAGAAUACUUCAACCCUGAGAAACCUGAAGGCCGGGUGGUUAUGACCAGGGUGCAGAAAAUGAACUGGAAAAAUGUCUAUUAUAAGUUUUUGGAAAUUACAAUUAGUGAAGCGAGAUGUCUUGAACUUCACAUGGAGACAGACUGGAUCCCCAUAGCCCAUUCCAAACCAAUUGGGGGCGAUAUAGUCCAGUACCUUUUACCUGGCGGUAUUCCAAAAAGUCCGGGUCUUUAUGCCAUCGGCUACGAAGAUCUGCGUGGCAAAGAAGUGGAUAAUGCAGUUGUUGAUUUAGUGAAUGAUGGGAAUUGCGAUAGUCCUACAGAGCUUGCCUCGAAAUCUGAUACAAUAACUAGCAAAAUUAAUUAUUGUUACCUGGGUAUUGCUGAGAGUAUCACGCUCCAGCAAUGCCUUUUCUUUCAUUUCCAGUCCACAAUCAAAAACCAAAGCAAGGAGUGGGCUAGUAUUAAUGGAUUCUUAGCGCAAAACUGCAAAGUGGAACCAGGCGUGUCUCCGAAAACCAUCUACAUUAAAUUUGUCGAAGUCGAAAGAGAUUUUCUUUCUGCCGGAUCUUUAGUUGAGUGCCUGGAAAAAGCAAUUGGUUACCCACUGAAGUUUAAUAAAUGAAUUUUUAUCCUUUAUAAGGAUUAGGGCUCUAUAGAUACCACGUUCCAUUUUGCCAGGGUCGACUCUUGAAUUUCAAACAGAUUUUUCUUUGUUUUUCAAAUUGGAAGAAUUGUCUUAAAAGCCAGCUUCCACAGUUUGAGGAUAUUGUCCGAGGCAAACGGGACCUUGUGUUUGGAUAUUAAAUAGUGUUUUUAUAAAGAAUUUUAUUGUAGAGCCCUGCUAUAAACUUGCUGUAAGUACAUUCCAUGUUGGACUAAGCUUAUUCUCAUUUUCAAAGGAAAUACUGGGGGGGAGGGAGGGUUCUUCACGUUUCAUUUUUACAUAUCUGUGUCUGUAUAAAAUAAACUAGAAAGAAUAAUGAAUGAUGGCGCUCAACCUUGAGAUAUGUACAAGAGGUUGUCACGCCAUAACCCGAUUAGCUAAUAUUGUAUAUAAUUUAUAUAAUCACUUUUUUACCCAUUAAGUGUUUUUACGAUUUCCAACCAGUGUUGCCUGCAAAGACUUUUGUUUCUGUGACGUACUGUAUUCACUCUUAGCUGUGUCUCCAUAUCCUCUUUUUUUUUUUUUUUUUUUUUUUUAAACCAUUAAAGUAAUGGCUUCUUUGUGUUUCGUUGGCAUUUUAAUGGCAUUACAAAGGAUAUUUAUAUAUAUAUAUAUAUUAAAAGCAUUCAGAAAACCUGGAGUCUGAAUGAAUUGUGCAAGUUGGUCUUUCAGACAUUUAAAAAAGCCAAACAAAUGCUUAUCAGCUGCUAAGAACAUGUUUUAGAAACUUGAAUAUGCCAUGAACUUUGUAUAAACUGUUCUGCUGUCCAGUUGGCCACCAAAAGCGUUCCAUCAUAUUCUCGCUGCGUGACAAACCGGUAAUUGUCCGCAGCCAGUGAAGGUUACCAGUGCCUUUUCUAGAUGUAUAUUUUACUGUUUUCAGCCAAUAGCAGUAAUUUAGGGCAAAGUUUGGUGGGUUAAGGUCAUUCCCUCAUUGUAGACCUCUUCUGAAAGAAACCUUGUACUUAUGAGUAAAAGCCGGCAUUGCAGGAUAUAUCCAUAUAAAAAAUUGUAAAUUCUGUACACAAUCCAAAAGCUGAUAUAUCUGUGUUAUCUUUAUUAUCCUUGUGUAUUCUAUAUAUUUUAGUUUUGUUGCAUAGCCCUGUAGCAGUUUUGUUUGAAGCAAAUGUUGAGAAUAAUUUUUCAUUUUAUUUUUUUUACUCUUAUUAUAGUACAGUUAAUGUAAUUUGACUUUUUAUUUUUUUGUUUUUGGUAAAGAAAAUAAUCAAUUGCCAUUGCAACACCUUAAGUAUUUUGGUAACUGCUUAAUAGUCUUCAUAUUUAAAUAAAUUCCCUUCCUUGCCCAAGACACCCGGAUUCGUUUUAUACUCCCCUUGUUGUGUCUGGGAUUGAUUGCUGU
Molecule: messenger RNA, 3018 nt
Organism: Pelobates fuscus (common spadefoot toad)
Lineage: Eukaryota; Metazoa; Chordata; Amphibia; Anura; Pelobatidae
Gene: MSANTD2
Product: Myb/SANT DNA binding domain containing 2
Exons: 5
Coding region: 12-1616 (534 amino acids)
Source: RefSeq, a predicted model, not a curated record